UAAUAGGGAGAGUCAUAUGGUACACAUCGUUUCUUCAGCAGUCAUGACUCCAGUCUUUUAUACGUAGCACUUCGUAUUUACGGUGAAAACGCAGAGAGCCUUCCUCAUCAACCCAUCCUCGCCGUCCCUUCUCACCGGCUCGCCCUUCUCAAAAUUCAGCCCGACGCCCCGACCGUCCUCUGACCUCCGACCCCUUUUCGCCGGCUCUCCUUACUAAGUCUUCAGAUGGAGUUUGGAUAUGGCAUGGCGCUCAAUCUUCAGGGACUCGAGAACUUUGAGGAUGGCAAAGACAUUAAGAUGUCUGAGGUUGAGGAGGGAGAACUGGUCGAGAUGAUUUCUAAGACUGAAUUGGGUGAAAAUGGUGGUGUGGUUUCGGGGAAAGGAUCACACGAAACCAUGGUUGGAAAUGAGAACAUAGAUAAAAAAGAUUCUGAUAGUAAAAAUCAGAAGCGCAGGAAGAACAAGAAGAAGAAUAAGAAGAAGAAAAACAGAGGAAAUAAAGGCCCUCCAGUUCCAAAGAUAACGGAUGUCAACAGAUUUGUAACUGAUGUAUGUAGACGCUUGAGAGAGAAAAAAUCUUAUUUGGUAUGGACUGCUGUGGCUUGUCUCGGUGUAUCCGUUCUCAGUGAUCUUGUCAAUGAGGUAAGAUUAACAUUUUUUUAAACACUGAAGUAUUUUAUUCCAUUCAAGACGUCCUAAAGUUGAUGUGGUGUAAGUGUAUAGGUAUGCAACUUAUUCAUCCUCAAAUGCCAGUGUGAUUCAUUUACAAGAUGCAAACUUCAUCAUCGUGAUCACGCCAUUUAGCUGCAAUUAAGUGAUUUGUAUACAAUUUAAGUGAUCUACUUUUGUUUCCAUUUUGACACUCUUCUUCCACCACUCAAUACCAUCAGGCUUGUGUGAGCUUCUAUUUCCUACACUCGUGUUCUACGGAAUGGGUAAAAAGAGUGUGGUCAAUUAAAAAGGCUAUCGUGUAACAAGCUUGUUAACAUAUUGUGUAUGUAGUUCCUCCUGAGGUUUUUUGUUAAGUCACCAACUGAAUUCAAUCGAUCAGGAAAAAUGUCCUUAAUACUUUGAAAAGAUGUUAAAUGAUGAAGUCAUUUCACUGGUUUCGGUUCCAUGGACCUUUCUACCAAGAUAGUUUUUGGCUUUACACUUUAUGAAGUACAAUUGGUAUAUAGGUGGAUGCAAUUCAGGCAUCUGGUGGCCAGAAGACUUCUAAUGGCCAGCGAUAUAGAUUAGGUGGUGGGAUCUUAUGGAACAUUCUCAGAGUCCGCGAACCUAAUGCUUUCAAAGAGAUAAUGCAAAAGGGAAAGGAGUUCGAGAAGCAACUCAAGCAAGCUUCUAAAGCAGCCCCGGGUAAGCAAGGAACAAAAGAAGCUACUAACCAGCAAACAACUGGCGGUGCAACGCAAAGUCUAGUCAAUUCUUCAAAUGGCUCAAAAGUUCCAUCUUAUAUGCUGUGUAAUUCGCUUGGACAGUCAAAUGGUGAACCAUGUCAAUCUGUUUUUAAUAGAAUACGAGUGCCUGUGAGGUACGAUGAUCUGUAUCAGGAAGAGCACCCCAAAGAUGUACAGCAGCAGAGUGCUAUUUGCAAUUGAACUAUGGACUGAUCUUCCUAUAUUUUCAGUUCCUUAAAUGAGGGUGUUCACGGUUCACCCUUUGGGAAGGUGAUAUGCUUCUUCAAAAGAACGUUAUAGUAAGCCUACUUUCUCUAGAAAAUACGAAGAACCAGUGCUUUUUUGGCUGGUGGCAUACAGAUCCAGUUUUGAUUAUAUCUCUGUUAAAUCGUUCAAGUGCACUUAAACUGGGGUGAGGUGCUGUGCAAUGAACUAGCUGUAGUUGUAGUCUGGUUCUUUGGUGUGAAUUUUUGCAAGUGCAUCAUUGGUUUGAGACCCAAAUUGGUGUCUUUU
Molecule: messenger RNA, 1910 nt
Organism: Cuscuta epithymum
Lineage: Eukaryota; Viridiplantae; Streptophyta; Magnoliopsida; Solanales; Convolvulaceae
Source: the annotation of a GenBank genome assembly